ACCAAGACGCAGAAGAAGGGCGACAAGAAGCGCAAGAAGAGCCGCAAGGAGAGCUACUCGAUCUACGUGUACAAGGUGCUGAAGCAGGUGCACCCCGACACGGGCAUCUCGUCCAAGGCCAUGGGCAUCAUGAACUCGUUCGUCAACGACAUCUUCGAGCGCAUCGCGGGCGAGGCGUCGCGCCUGGCGCACUACAACAAGCGCUCCACCAUCACGUCGCGGGAGAUCCAGACGGCCGUGCGCCUGCUGCUGCCCGGCGAGCUGGCCAAGCACGCCGUGUCCGAGGGCACCAAGGCUGUCACCAAGUACACCAGCUCCAAGUAGACGGUUUCUGCGCUCUUUCUCCCAUCUUUUUAACCCAAAGGCUCUUUUAAGAGCCACCCACUUUCUCAGUAAAAGAGCUGAUCCUCUGGCGAA
Molecule: messenger RNA, 417 nt
Organism: Onychostruthus taczanowskii (white-rumped snowfinch)
Lineage: Eukaryota; Metazoa; Chordata; Aves; Passeriformes; Passeridae
Product: histone H2B 1/2/3/4/6-like
Exons: 1
Cellular component (GO): nucleosome
Molecular function (GO): structural constituent of chromatin; DNA binding; protein heterodimerization activity
Source: RefSeq, a predicted model, not a curated record